CAUAGCUCCGCAGAUCGUCAGCGAGUGUAGCUGCUUUUCGUAAGCAUCCAAAACUCUCGAACGCAGCUCGUCACAGUUGGUCUUGUGGCUCCGUCCCGUUCGGUUCAGUUCAAUCAAGUUCUCAGUUCCAAGUUUACGCGAGUGUUGUGCAGCCGAGUUUUGUCAUCUCGAUAGCUAGCUAGCUAGAACUAGCUUAGUCAAGCGCUCAUUUUGCACUCGCUCGAUCGCAAACGUCAUUUGUUGUUUGUUAUUGUUCUUGUUAUUCCCCGCAUCGCACAUUUUCGCUCUUCACACGUAAUUGCCAGUAAAGCAGCCAAAGUGAAUUUCUUAAAGCAAUACAUCGACGAUAUCCGCAGGAUAAUCGAGGAGAAAAUGUCGCUCAAUCCGAACGGGUAUAAGCUCUCCGAAAGGACGGGCAAACUAACAGCAUAUGAUCUCUUGCCCACGACAGUCACCGCUGGAGCAGAGACUCGUGAAUUUCUGUUGAAAGUAAUCGAUGUGCUCUUAGACUUUGUCAAGGCAACCAAUGAUCGAAAUGAGAAGGUGCUGGACUUUCAUCAUCCGGAAGAUAUGAAGCGUCUGCUCGACUUGGACGUGCCGGAUCGGGCGCUGCCGCUGCAGCAGCUGAUUGAGGACUGCGCCACGACGCUCAAGUAUCAGGUGAAGACAGGCCAUCCCCACUUCUUCAAUCAGCUGUCGAACGGCUUGGAUCUGAUCUCCAUGGCUGGCGAAUGGUUGACCGCCACUGCCAAUACGAACAUGUUCACAUACGAGAUAGCCCCGGUGUUCAUACUCAUGGAGAACGUGGUGCUCACCAAAAUGCGUGAGAUCAUCGGCUGGUCCGGCGGAGACUCGAUUCUGGCGCCCGGCGGCUCCAUUUCCAAUUUGUAUGCCUUCUUGGCCGCUCGCCACAAGAUGUUCCCCAACUACAAGGAGCACGGCUCGGCUGGCUUGCCCGGCACCUUGGUCAUGUUCACAUCGGACCAAUGCCAUUACUCGAUCAAGUCUUGCGCUGCUGUCUGCGGCCUCGGCACCGACCACUGCAUCGUGGUGCCAUCCGAUGAGCACGGCAGGAUGAUCACUUCCGAGCUGGAGCGCCUAAUACUGGAGCGCAAGGCCAAGGGCGACAUUCCGUUCUUUGUCAACGCCACGGCUGGCACAACUGUGCUGGGUGCAUUCGAUGAUAUCAAUACCAUUGCCGAUAUCUGCCAGAAGUACAACUGCUGGAUGCACGUCGAUGCUGCUUGGGGCGGUGGGUUGUUGAUGUCGCGCAAGCAUCGUCAUCCCAGAUUCACAGGAGUCGAGCGCGCGGAUUCUGUCACCUGGAAUCCACACAAGCUCAUGGGAGCCCUGCUCCAGUGCUCGACUAUUCAUUUCAAGGAAGAUGGCCUGCUCAUCAGCUGCAACCAAAUGUCCGCCGAGUAUCUGUUCAUGACCGACAAGCAGUACGACAUAAGCUACGACACUGGCGACAAGGUGAUCCAGUGUGGACGCCACAACGAUAUUUUCAAGCUUUGGCUGCAGUGGCGCGCCAAGGGCACCGAGGGAUUCGAGCAGCAGCAGGAUCGCUUGAUGGAACUGGUUCAGUAUCAGCUGAAGCGCAUUAGGCAGCAGUCCGAUCGUUUCCACUUGAUUAUGGAGCCCGAGUGCGUUAAUGUCUCGUUCUGGUAUGUGCCCAAGCGUUUGCGAGGUGUGCCUCAUGACAGCAAGAAGGAAGUGGAGCUGGGCAAGAUCUGCCCCAUUAUCAAGGGACGUAUGAUGCAGAAGGGCACACUUAUGGUUGGCUACCAGCCAGACGAUCGACGACCAAACUUCUUCCGGUCGAUCAUCUCAUCGGCUGCUGUGACCGAGCAGGACGUGGACUUCAUGCUUGAUGAGAUACACCGAUUGGGCGAUGACUUGUAAGCGAUUCUAGCUGAGAACCUAUAUUGUCUCCAAAAGAUAAAUCUAGCUACUGUUGUGUAGUCGAUGCAACCAAGAAGUAUCUUUAAGGUAAAAAGCAUAUCAUAAGAACGCGAAGAGAACAACGCUCAACUAAUCAAAGUUAUAUGUUACUGUACAUUGAAUUAUAAAGUGUUGCCGAAUCUUAUGUUUCUUUCGCUUUUUAGUUAUUGAAUUUUAAGACCCAACACAGUGUUGGAAAACUAUUAAAUAUGUACUCAUAAUAUAAUCAAAAUGUUGCCAAUUUUAAUGUUAUUUUAUGUUUCACGUUCACGAUGAAAUUUCAAGAGUUUAUUGCGACUGUUGCAGAUAAGAAUUAUAUCAAGUUAUUAUAUCGUAAAGAACUUUAAAAAAUAUCUCUGUGUACAUUUAUAAUGCAAUCCAAACACUACACAAAACCACCCGCCACACCCGCCACACUCACCACCAAACCAGAAACAAACAAAUCAAUUAAAAAAUCAAAGUUGGAACAUUUGAAAGCAAAUUAUAAGCGAAACAAAAUAAAACUUAAGAGCCUAAAUAUUGUAAAACGAUAUGAUAUCUUAACAUAUCAUUAAAGAAAAAAAAAAACAAAUCAGUCAAUGCUAAAAGUAUGUUGAAUUCUAAUUAACUCGUUUGCAAUUCUCAAAUUAUAUAGUUUUGUUGCAGCUAUAUAAAAAGUAUAUCUAGAGUUGAUCUAUGGCAAAGUUUAUGCUCCAGGCAAUUGUAUGUACCUUUACACCAUAUAUCAAAGAGACCUGUGCUUGUUAAAUUUUACAUUCUGAAAACAGUUCACACACGAAAGCUACAAGAUCAAUUGGGGGAAGCUGAAUGGGCUUCAAGCACUACGUAAGUUUGUAAGAAUGGGAUCUUAAGCCCAAAUUAGUCCAAGUAUCGAACUGUGCUAUAUACAUAAAUACGUAUAAACGAAUAAUUUAGUUGAAUCUUAGUUAUUGAUCGUGCUUAUCAUCGUAUACAAACGUCUGAUAUAUAUAUAUUGGAGAUAUAUUCGGUGUCAAUUAAAUGCAAUUAAAUAAACUGUUAAGAAAAGGUGUUGGAACAUUAUAUAUGAAUUUGAAUGAAUAUGAAUUUUUAAAAACUUAGGUUCGACUUUGUUAAAUUUGGUUAGAAAUGAGUUCCGAGAAAAAUCAAAAUGAAAACACACGUACAUAAUCUUUACCCGUAUAAAUAUAUUCACAAUUAUAUAUAAAAUAUACAUUUAUGUAAUUGUAGUUUAAUGUGCUGUUAACUAAGUUGAAUUGAAGUCAAAUUACAUACAUACAUAUAUAUUAUGUGUAUACCAGAUGAAUUAAAAAUUAAAUAGAAAAUCCAAAGUCAAA
Messenger RNA from Drosophila mojavensis, 3260 nucleotides. RefSeq names its product glutamate decarboxylase (gene Gad1). Gene Ontology annotation, molecular function: carboxy-lyase activity; pyridoxal phosphate binding. The coding region runs from base 373 to 1905 and encodes 510 amino acids. The record is from RefSeq and is a predicted model, not a curated record. Gene Ontology annotation, biological process: carboxylic acid metabolic process. Lineage: Eukaryota; Metazoa; Arthropoda; Insecta; Diptera; Drosophilidae. The transcript is spliced from 9 exons. Gene Ontology annotation, cellular component: cytoplasm.